AGUAAUGUCAGAAAAUGUAAACAAAACCACAAGUAGUGCUUUGAUUACCAUUUAAUUUUUGAUUUUCUGUUUUUAGUUAUUUGUAUCGUCGAAUAUUAAAAUAUACUUUGUGAAAUGAGUGCCCGUAACCGCGGCAAAGGAAAACGUGGAGGAGGCGCACACGGACAAUAUCGCAAUGUGAAAACCAAUCGCAAUUGCGAACGUCAAUUAGCGCAACGUGCCUGCGAUCUUGCUAGUGAUAAUAGUGAUAGCAGUUCCUCAUCCUCCGAUGCUGGUAUCGAUGGUAUGGGACAUCCACCAGACUUCCCAAUUGCUAUGUGGGAUCUGAAUCAUUGUGAUCCAAAGAAAUGCUCUGGACGAAAAUUGGCACGACUAGGUCUUAUUGAAAAUUUACGUUUGGGUCAAAAAUUUCCAGGUCUUGUUCUUACACCGGUUGGUGUAAAUUGUGUCAGCCCACUUGAUAAAGAUAUAGUUGGAGCGGCAGGUGUAGCAGUGGUGGAUUGUUCAUGGGCUAAACUUGAAGAGACACCCUUCAAUCGCAUGCGUAGCCCACAUCCACGCUUGCUGCCAUAUCUUGUAGCAGCUAAUCCCAUUAACUAUGGAAAACCCUGCAAAUUGAGUUGCGUUGAAGCAAUUGCAGCGACGCUCUAUAUUUGUGGCUACGUGGAUGAAGCGCAAUGGUAUAUGGGCAAGUUUUCAUGGGGACAUUCUUUCAUUGAACUGAAUGAAUCACUGCUAAAUAGUUAUGCUGAAUGUAAGACCAGUGAAGAGAUUGUACAGGUGCAAAAUGAAUACCUGGAAAAGGAGCAAGCUGCACAUAAUAAACCAAAAGAUUUUAGUGAAUUCUACCCAACGAGCAGUAGCAGCAGUGAUGAAGAGGAUGACGACAAAGAUAUAGAAAAUAAUUACGUUGAAACUAAUGUAAAGUGAGUUUCUUUUCCUCGCUGAAUUCUUUUAGUUAACUUAAAAGUAAACAAAUGAUAAAAUAACAAAAAAAAAACAUUUUUAAAUUUCUGUCUACUU
This is a messenger RNA of Bactrocera tryoni, 1023 nucleotides long. Its product is annotated as 18S rRNA aminocarboxypropyltransferase. The transcript has a single exon. The record is from RefSeq and is a predicted model, not a curated record. Gene Ontology annotation, biological process: maturation of SSU-rRNA. Bases 115 to 930 code for a protein of 271 amino acids. NCBI's taxonomy places the organism in Eukaryota, Metazoa, Arthropoda, Insecta, Diptera, Tephritidae. Gene Ontology annotation, molecular function: rRNA small subunit aminocarboxypropyltransferase activity.